CCUUCCUUCCCCCUCACUUUCCUCGCGUCCCCAUGUAUGAGGGGAAGAAGACGAAAAACAUGUUCCUGACCCGGGCCUUGGAGAAGAUCCUGGCCGACAAGGAGGUGAAGAAGGCGCAUCAUUCCCAGCUGCGCAAAGCCUGCGAGGUGGCUCUAGAGGAAAUAAAAGCAGAAACUGGAAAACAAAGUCCUCCACAUGGAGAAGCAAAGCCUGGUUCAAGCACUCUUCCACCAGUGAAAUCAAAGACAAGCUUUAUCGAGGCAGACAAGUACUUCUUACCGUUUGAACUGGCAUGCCAGUCCAAGUGUCCCAGAAUUGUUAGUACAUCGUUAGAUUGUUUGCAGAAACUUAUAGCCUAUGGACAUUUGACUGGCAAUGCUCCAGAUAGUACAGCUCCUGGGAAAAAAUUGAUUGAUAGAAUUAUUGAAACAAUAUGUGGCUGCUUUCAAGGUCCUCAGACAGAUGAAGGGGUUCAGCUACAAAUUAUAAAGGCUCUACUAACAGCAGUAACAUCUCAACAUAUAGAGAUUCAUGAAGGGACCGUUCUGCAAGCUGUAAGAACAUGUUACAAUAUCUACCUUGCAAGCAAAAAUCUCAUAAAUCAAACCACAGCCAAGGCCACUCUCACACAAAUGUUGAAUGUUAUAUUUGCACGUAUGGAAAACCAAGCACUUCAAGAAGCCAAGCAAAUGGAGAAAGAGAGGCAUCGGCAGCAGCACCAUCUGCAGCAGUCACCCUUAAGCCAUCACGAGGCUGAAUCGCCUCAACUGAGACAUCUUUCAGAGCAGACUGUUGAUCAGUUAUCCCAGGAUCAUGAAGGGGACUUGGACCAUCAUACAAAUGAUGUAAACAAGAGCCUUCAAGAAGAUAUAGAAGCAGAAAAUGGGUCUGAUAUUUCCAGUGCGGAAAAUGAACAGACAGAAGCUGACCAAGCAACAGCAGCAGAAACUCUAUCAAAAAACGUUGCGGGGCCGUGUGAUGGAGAAAGCAAUCAAUGUGAAGAAACAGCACAGGAUGUUGUGCAAAGUAUAGUCCAGGAAAUGGUGAACAUAGUAGUAGGAGGAGAAAGAACCACUGAAAAGGGUAUGGCAGAUGGACCAAUGGGGACUUCAGAAGAUGGUAGUGACAGUGAAAAUAUCCAGGCAAAUGGAAUUCCAGGGACACCCAUUUCUGUUGUUUAUACACCAUCUUUACCUGAUGACAGAUUAUCAGUCUCUUCCAAUGACACUCAGGAAUCUGGAAAUUCUUCAGGACCUACCCCUGGUGCUAAAUUUUCCCACAUCUUACAAAAGGAUGCCUUCCUAGUAUUCAGGUCACUGUGUAAACUCUCUAUGAAGCCUCUGUCGGAUGGGCCACCUGACCCAAAGUCUCAUGAACUGCGAUCGAAGAUCCUUUCAUUGCAGUUGCUGCUGUCCAUUCUGCAGAAUGCAGGGCCUGUUUUCAGGACAAAUGAAAUGUUUAUUAAUGCUAUUAAGCAGUAUCUUUGUGUUGCACUGUCUAAAAAUGGAGUCUCAUCUGUUCCAGAAGUAUUUGAACUUUCUCUCUCUAUAUUCCUGACUCUACUUUCAAAUUUUAAGACUCACUUGAAAAUGCAAAUUGAGGUUUUCUUCAAAGAGAUAUUUUUGUAUAUCUUAGAAACAUCCACUAGCUCCUUUGAUCAUAAAUGGAUGGUUAUACAAACACUGACAAGGAUAUGCGCAGACGCCCAGAGUGUAGUGGACAUCUAUGUAAACUAUGAUUGUGAUUUAAAUGCUGCAAACAUAUUUGAAAGACUAGUUAAUGAUCUGUCCAAGAUUGCUCAAGGAAGAGGCAGCCAGGAACUUGGCAUGACGAACAUUCAGGAGUUAAGUUUGAGAAAGAAGGGACUCGAAUGCUUAGUAUCUAUAUUGAAGUGCAUGGUGGAAUGGAGUAAAGAUCAAUAUGUAAAUCCCAACUCUCAGACAACCCUAGGACAAGAGAAACCCACAGAGCAAGACAGCACUGAAACCAAACAUCCCGAGACAAUUAACAGAUAUGGAAGUUUAAAUUCCCUAGACUCCACAGCCUCAUCUGGAAUUGGUAGCUACAGCACACAGAUGUCUGGUACUGACAAUCCAGAGCAAUUUGAGGUCCUAAAGCAACAAAAAGAAAUAAUAGAACAAGGAAUAGAUUUGUUUAAUAAGAAGCCAAAGAGAGGAAUUCAGUACCUACAAGAACAAGGGAUGCUUGGUACUACUCCUGAAGACAUUGCCCAGUUCUUGCAUCAAGAAGAAAGAUUAGACUCUACUCAAGUUGGAGAGUUCCUAGGAGACAAUGAUAAGUUUAAUAAGGAAGUUAUGUAUGCAUAUGUGGACCAACACGACUUUUCAGCAAAGGAUUUUGUUUCAGCUCUACGCAUGUUUUUAGAAGGCUUCCGUCUGCCAGGAGAGGCUCAGAAAAUUGACAGAUUAAUGGAGAAAUUUGCUGCUAGAUACUUAGAGUGUAACCAAGGGCAAACUCUCUUUGCUAGUGCAGACACUGCAUAUGUCUUAGCUUAUUCAAUUAUCAUGUUGACAACAGAUCUCCAUAGCCCACAGGUAAAGAAUAAAAUGACAAAAGAGCAAUAUAUUAAGAUGAAUAGAGGUAUCAACGAUAGUAAGGAUCUCCCUGAAGAAUAUCUAUCUGCUAUCUAUAAUGAAAUAGCGGGGAAGAAGAUAUCAAUGAAGGAAACAAAAGAAUUAACGAUACCCACAAAAACAAGUAAACAAAGUGUAGCUAGUGAAAAGCAGAGACGACUGCUUUAUAAUUUAGAAAUGGAGCAGAUGGCUAAAACAGCUAAAGCACUGAUGGAAGCUGUGAGUCAUGUUCAAGCUCCUUUCACAAGUGCAACACACUUGGAGCAUGUAAGACCCAUGUUUAAGUUAGCAUGGACGCCAUUCUUAGCUGCAUUCAGUGUGGGUUUACAAGAUUGUGAUGAUACAGAAGUUGCCUCUCUUUGCCUGGAAGGCAUACGAUGUGCAAUCAGGAUAGCCUGCAUUUUUACCAUCCAGCUUGAAAGGGAUGCUUACGUCCAAGCACUAGCAAGAUUUACUUUACUUACAGUGAGUUCUGGUAUUACUGAAAUGAAGCAGAAGAACAUUGACACAAUAAAAACACUCAUUACUGUGGCUCAUACUGAUGGAAAUUACUUGGGAAAUUCCUGGCAUGAGAUUUUGAAAUGCAUCAGUCAGCUUGAACUGGCACAACUAAUAGGUACUGGAGUAAAGCCACGUUACAUUUCUGGGACCAUGAGAGGCCGAGAAGGUUCCUUUACAGGAACAAAAGAUCAAGCACCAGAUGAAUUUGCAAGUCUGGGGCUAGUUGGCGGAAAUAUGGACUGGAAGCAGAUUGCAAGUAUUCAAGAAUCUAUUGGAGAAACUAGUUCGCAAAGUGUUGUUGUUGCUGUAGACAGAAUAUUUACAGGAUCUACAAGGCUAGAUGGAAACGCUAUUGUGGAUUUUGUCCGAUGGCUUUGUGCGGUGUCUAUGGAUGAAUUGCUGUCUGCCACCCAUCCUCGGAUGUUUAGCUUGCAAAAGAUAGUAGAAAUCUCGUACUAUAACAUGGGGCGAAUAAGGCUACAGUGGUCUAGAAUCUGGGAAGUUAUUGGAGAUCAUUUCAAUAAGGUUGGCUGUAAUCCCAAUGAAGAUGUUGCUAUAUUUGCAGUAGACUCCUUAAGACAGUUAUCAAUGAAGUUCUUAGAAAAAGGGGAACUUGCUAAUUUCCGAUUCCAGAAGGACUUCUUAAGACCAUUUGAACAUAUCAUGAAGAGAAACAGAUCUCCAACCAUUCGUGACAUGGUUGUCCGCUGCAUAGCCCAGAUGGUAAAUUCCCAAGCAGCAAACAUCCGCUCAGGGUGGAAGAACAUUUUCUCAGUAUUUCAUUUGGCUGCAUCUGAUCAGGAUGAAAGCAUAGUGGAACUUGCAUUUCAAACUACAGGCCACAUUGUCACAAUUGUAUUUGAGAAACAUUUCCCAGCAACUAUAGAUUCUUUCCAGGAUGCAGUAAAGUGCUUGUCAGAAUUUGCAUGCAAUGCAGCUUUUCCAGACACAAGUAUGGAAGCAAUUCGCCUCAUUCGCCAUUGCGCAAAAUACGUAUCAGAAAGGCCUCAGGCUUUCAAAGAAUACACCAGUGAUGAUAUGAAUGUAGCUCCAGAAGACAGAGUGUGGGUGAGAGGAUGGUUUCCAAUUCUCUUUGAGCUAUCCUGUAUCAUCAAUAGAUGCAAAUUAGAUGUAAGAACCAGAGGCUUAACUGUUAUGUUUGAAAUAAUGAAAACAUAUGGUAAUACCUAUGAAAAGCAUUGGUGGCAGGAUUUGUUUCGAAUUGUCUUUCGGAUAUUUGACAACAUGAAGUUACCGGAACAGCAAACAGAGAAAGCCGAGUGGAUGACCACAACUUGCAAUCAUGCACUUUAUGCAAUAUGUGAUGUAUUCACACAGUAUUUGGAAGUACUUAGUGGUGUCCUUUUGGAUGAUAUAUUUGCCCAGCUGUACUGGUGUGUUCAGCAAGACAAUGAACAACUAGCACGGUCUGGUACAAACUGUUUAGAGAAUGUUGUCAUUCUAAAUGGUGAGAAGUUUACCCUUGAAAUCUGGGAUAAGACUUGCAACUGUAUGCUGGAUAUCUUCAAAACCACUAUCCCCCAUGCGCUUUUAACUUGGCGACCCAUAGGGGGCGAUACUGCUCCUCCAUCUCCAUCUUCUGGAAGGGAGAAACAGUUGGAUUCAAUAUCACAGAAAUCUGUAGAUAUCCAUGACUCUGUGCUACCAAGAUCUUCAGACAGACGUCAAUUUCAGCCUAUUGUAGGGCCAUCAGCAAGCGAGGAGCUCAGCAAAAACAAACCUACAACAAAAUUUCCAGAUCAGAAACUGUUUGGUGCUCUGUUGAUUAAAUGUGUGGUACAAUUGGAACUCAUUCAAACCAUCGACAACAUUGUGUUCUUCCCAGCAACUAGCAAAAAGGAAGAUGCCGAGAAUUUAGCUGCAGCACAGAGGGAUGCAGUAGACUUUAAUGUUCAUGUGGAUACACAAGAUCAAGGAAUGUAUUGCUUUUUAACAUCACAGCAGCUUUUCAAGCUGCUGGAUUGUUUGUUGGAAUCUCACAAAUUUGCUAAAGCUUUCAAUUCAAAUAAUGAGCAAAGAACUGCUCUGUGGAAAGCAGGUUUCAAAGGAAAAUCUAAGCCCAACCUGUUGAAACAGGAGACAAGCAGCCUCGCCUGUGGGUUACGCAUUCUGUUCCGUAUGUACAUGGAUGAAAGUCGUAAAGACGCAUGGGAGGAAGUGCAGCGGCGUCUACUAAAUGUUUGCAGUGAAGCUCUCAGUUACUUCCUUACUUUGACAUCAGAAAGUCACAGAGAAGCAUGGACUAGCCUGCUACUUUUGUUCUUAACGAAGGUCCUAAAGAUAAGUGAUGAUAGGUUCAAAGCUCAUGCAUCAUUUUACUAUCCUCUGUUGUGUGAAAUAAUGCAAUUUGAUCUGAUUCCUGAACUGCGAGCUGUUUUGCGAAGGUUUUUUCUACGGAUUGGAGUAGUUUUUCAAAUAUCUCAGCUACCAGAUCAAGAGGUGGGAACAGCCAAGAAAUAGAAGCAUGGCUAAGGAAACCAAGGACCAAGUAAACUUGCACUGGAUGUCCAUAAAAAAGUUUUCUUUAUACCGCAGUGUGCAUCUACGGGUUCACAAUACAGAUUAAAACUGUAAUUUAGGCUUGCAACACUCUAGUUCUCCAGUGGAUUUUUCUCUCACCCUCUCCUGGCUUGUGUUAAGCAUAGAGCCAGUUUUAACACAGUCUUAUUGCCAGCCUGGACUGUGAUAUCCCCUUACUUUCCUCGGCAGUGAUAUAUGUCAAAAGCUGUUUAUGAUGGGUGUGAAGAUGUACCCAAAGAACUAACACAUUUAAAAAGUUAGAACUUUUACAGAAGUACAACUCAGGAGAGUUGUAUAUUGAAAGUAAUAUUCAUAGUAAAAGAAAUGGAAAUAUUGCUCAAGGUAAGAGAUCUAGCAACUAUGUGGAAUUCUUAUUCUGGAAAAAAAUUUGCACACUCAGGCUGUCUGAGGUAAUCAUCCUUCUGUGAAAAAAUGUACAGAGAUGCAGGUCUGUAAUAUAAAGUUCUAAACACUAUACAGUUUUUCCUGCAUUCUUUUAUUUCUUGUAUUUCCUAGAGACCCAUGGGUUUGUUUACCAAAUGCACUAGUCUGGGAUUGAGUUGUGAUGGUUUUGGUCUGUAUCCUAAAAGUUAGUCUUGCUGACUUUGGUCAUGAGGAGAGACUGAAAAUGUCACAAUUGACUUAACUGUUUGUAAUAUAUACCUGUGAUAGGGCUUUUAAAUAUAAUAAGCCAUCGCAAUGAUCCUUCAGGACUGGAACUUGAAUCACUGCAAACAAGUCUAAGUUUUGUCUGCUGUCACUUUGGGGGGGGGGGCGUUGUUUGAUGUAGAUUUCACUCUGUGUACAGAAUUUAAUGUUGAAUAUAUUCAAGUAACGAAUCUGGCAUGGUUUGGGGAUGGUUUUAAAUUUAUUGGAAAUGUAUUCAUACUGUGAAUUGUGCUCUGAUGGUUAAAGAAAAGAUUGUCAAGCAUUCUGUCUUACAGUGGAUGUAGAAAAAAAUUUCAGAUGGAAAAAUGUAUAUGGUACAGCUCUGUAAAGUUUUCUAUGUAAAUUCUGUACAACUUUCUGUACAAUAUUGGUUCUCAUCUGGCAUAUUCUAAUCAGGUUAUAGGUCAAUAAAGUUUUUGAAUUCUUUCA
Molecule: messenger RNA, 6734 nt
Organism: Elgaria multicarinata webbii
Lineage: Eukaryota; Metazoa; Chordata; Lepidosauria; Squamata; Anguidae
Gene: ARFGEF1
Product: ADP ribosylation factor guanine nucleotide exchange factor 1
Exons: 39
Coding region: 33-5576 (1847 amino acids)
Biological process (GO): regulation of ARF protein signal transduction
Molecular function (GO): guanyl-nucleotide exchange factor activity
Source: RefSeq, a predicted model, not a curated record